Molecule: messenger RNA, 676 nt
Organism: Rubroshorea leprosula
Lineage: Eukaryota; Viridiplantae; Streptophyta; Magnoliopsida; Malvales; Dipterocarpaceae
Source: the annotation of a GenBank genome assembly
CACAUCUUCAUACUCUCAGCCAGGAACCAGUAACUACUCUCUUCUUCUGUCUCCAAACAACAAUUCAACACCCAAAUUCAAUUGAUUAAGAGUGGAAAUUUCAGAUGAGGACCGUCUUCUCUAAGUCACCGUCGCCGGCGAGGUCCACUCCACCACCUUCGCCAGUCCGCCAGACUUUUUCAGAGUCCCUAACGGACGAGGACAUCGAGGUGGCUCAGUCGAUAAUUACUAAAUGGGACUCUUCAGACUCCUCCUACUGCAACAUCGCCUACCUCUUUUCCUCAGAGAACCGCCACAAAGUAAAACAAUAUCUCAAUUCCAUCAAGCACCUCCAACGCGCUAUGCAGUACUUCGUCUCCGAGAAUCAGGUGGUGGGGAAACUAGUCCGGGCUCAGAACCUGAUGGAAACUGCCAUGAAACCGCUCCAGAAGGAGUUUUACCAGAUUCUCAAGUCAAACAUGGAUCACCUUGAUUCGGAGUCUGUCUCCAGCCAUUCCUCCAAAGCUUCUUCCUCGAGAUCGAGCUUCUCGGAUUUCAAAGACGAGUCUGACUACGAGUCGAUGCGCGAGAACGAGACAAUUUCUGAAAUGGAGAGAGCUUCGACGGUGUUAACAGAGGGGACUAUUAAAAGCUAACGGAAGGAUGGUGCCGGCGUUAACAAAGGGGGUGAUUUGCC